CUGAAAGACUCAAUACCACAAGGAUCUUUAAAAUCUGCAUUGGGUUCAACCACAGCACAGGUACCAUCAAUAACUGGCUCUUCAAAAGAAACAAGUCAACCAAGUUCACAUUUAUCAUCAAUCACAAAACAUUCAGCACUGACUGAACAAAGUAACAAUGUCUCGUUGGUUUCUGGGUCUCCAUCAGGCAGCUGGACAACAACGUCAUCAGACUCCCAUCCAACCACAGUGAAAUCUUCGUCACUUACACCAGCCUCAUCAGAAACCUAUUCCUCAGCACAGAGUGCAUCAAUAAAUUCUACAACAUCAAAUACUAAUGCAACAACAGCACAAGUGGCAUCCAUAACUGGGUCUUCUUCAGAAUUACAUCCAAUAGUGACACAAGUGUCAUCAACAACUGUGUCACCACCGGAAACCAGUCAGGGAUCAUCCCAAUUAUCCUUUUUAGGACAAUCGUCAUCUGAAUCUCAUUCAGCAACAACUCCAUUGACAUACACAACUCAUUCUUCAUCGGAAACACAGCCAACAAGGAUACAAUCAGUAUCCAGUACUGACCGCUCAGCAGGAAGUACUUCAGGAGAAGCACCAGAGUCUCCAGUAACUGAGACAUCAUCACAAACACAUCCAACAACAAGGAACACGUCUUUCAAAACUUUGAAAUCAUCAGAAAGCAAUCCAACAAUGACACAAGUGUCAUCAAUAACUAAGACUUCAUCAGAAAUGCAAUCUACAAUAUCACAGCUGUCAACAGCGACACAGACUUCAUCACUGACCCACUCAACAGAAAACACAUUUUCUUCACUUGCGUUUUCCUCAACUGAAACCCAUCCAUCUGCACACCCAUCAUCAGUGACACUUCCAACAGGAGUAUCCAAUCUAACAACAUCACAACUCUCAUCAAGACCUGAGUCUUCAUCACAAUCCCAGACUGUAUUUACCGACCAAUCAUCAAUAACUGAGACAUCAUCAGAAAUGAAUCCACCAACAACACAGACAUCAGCAGUAAUAAUUUCGUCAUCAGAGACACAUCCAACAACUGAACAAAUAUCAUCACUGGCAAUGUCUUCAUCACUGAUCCACUCAACACCUCAAGGAUCAUUCGAAACUGUUUCCAGUUCAACCACCGCACAGGUACCAUCAAUAUCUGGCUCAUCAACAGAAACAA
Messenger RNA from Chiloscyllium plagiosum (whitespotted bambooshark), 1165 nucleotides. NCBI's taxonomy places the organism in Eukaryota, Metazoa, Chordata, Chondrichthyes, Orectolobiformes, Hemiscylliidae. The record is from RefSeq and is a predicted model, not a curated record.